AGACUCUUUACUGAACCGAGGAGGAUAAACAGUUGUAUUAAAACAAUACCCUGCGAUAUUUCCCCAGAACAGUUCAUCUACUCGGUCCAGGAUGUGGCUCCAGGUGUCUCUUCUCUGCCUGUCCUGCUUAACUCUGCCCAGCCGAAGCCAAGCUCAAGACCGAGCAUCCCUCCGCCGUGCCAAUGACCACGCCGGGCGCUGCCACUACACCUUCACCGUGGCCAGUCCAGAGGAGUCCAGCUGCUCCGGGAGCAGCAUGAAACCAGAGAUGGAUGGAGUGUCGUCCCGACUCACUCUGCUGGAGGCUUUAGUCAGCCGUCUGAUAGCAGGAGUGGAUGGAGGCUCCGGGGCUGGGGUGAGAGCUAACGGUGAAGAAGGUCUCCAGGAAGCUUACUCCCAGGUAACCAGGGAAAGAAACCAGUUGCAGCAGGACAAGGAGCGUCUGAGCGGGCAGGUCCAGGAGCUGCAGAGGAGGCUGGCCGAGCUGAGUCAAGAGACAGAGAGCCUCAGGCAGAGACCCUGCCAGCAGACACACACCUCAGGGACUCAGCGGGAAAACAGACCUGCCAGUGACCCUGCACAUAAUUUUGGGAAUGGUGCAUACCAGGAGAUGAAGGCUGAGGUUACGGAGGUUCCAGCAUCCCACCUCAUUCCUGAAGCAAAUCACAACUUCACAGGCUGUGGAGAGCUGCAGUCAGUGGGAGAUCCUGUGUUGCACAGGAAGGCUGACAGUAUCACAGGGAAGUAUGGAGUGUGGCUGCAGGAUCCCGAGCCUCAGGGCACUCAAUACACCAACAACACGGUGUGGAGUAUCGACACAGUGGGUAAAGAUGUCCGUCAGGUCUUUGCAUAUGAAGACUUGGAUCAAUUAUUCCAAGGCUUCCCUAUGAAGGUCCUGGUCCUGCCAGAGCCUAUGGAGAGCACAGGUGCAACCAUAUACCGCGGCUCCCUUUACUACCAGCGCAAACGCAGCCGCACCCUGAUCCGUUACGACCUGAACUCUGAGCGCCUGGUGUCACGCCUGGAGCUGCCUCACGCUGGCUUCCAUGGCCAGCACCCUUACUCCUGGGGAGGCUACACUGACAUCGACCUGGCGGCGGACGAACAGGGCCUGUGGGCUAUCUACAGCACAAACAAGGCAAAGGGUGCAAUUGUGAUUUCCCAGCUGGACCCCGAGAGCCUGGAGGUGAAGAGGAGCUGGGAGACCAACAUCAGGAAGAACACAGUGGCCAAUGCUUUCAUGGUGUGUGGAAGCCUGUACACAGUGGCCAGCUACACCGCACCCAACACCACCAUCAACUACGUGUUUGACACCGCCACCGGCGUGGGGCGGGCUGUCGCUGUGCCCUUCAAGAAUAAGUACCGCUACAACAGCAUGGUGGACUACAACCACGCCCAGAGGAAGCUGUACGCUUGGGACAACUUCCACAUGGUCACUUAUGACAUCAGACUGGGCAGGGCGAGUAACAGCAGCAACUAAAGAGGAGACAAACAUAUUGUCGUUUACAGGACCGUGCUGAUGCAAGAGCAAGUGAAUAAGAUAAAACCUAAUGAAAAUGUAAUCAUUUGCAUCACUGAGGUUAUUGCAGGGCUUCGUACGUUUUUGCAUCAUUAAAAUAAAUGUUUAUCUAAUUGUAAAUAAGAUCUAUUAUGGUAACAGAAAUGUAUUCCUUGAGCAGAUUAAUGUAGCUAUGAUAGAGCGGUAAUUAUUAAAUGUUAUGCCCUCAGGCUUGUGUCAAUUUUUACACGUGGUAUCGAAGAUAUUUUUUAAGGUAUUGACAACACUAACAGAUAAUGUACCAAAGCACAUUGUAUGGAGGGACAUACUGACGAUCUAGUUCUAGAAUAUGUUUAAGUUUAUUUGAUUGUUACCGAAACACAUUAUUUCACCACGCUUAUCAUCUUACCUAAUGCUUUUACUUUAAUGAGGUUACCUGAUAAAUGAGCUGAAACGAUUUGGACAAUUUGGAUAAAGCAAUUAAGGCUUUAUAACAAUUGUAACAUUUGUGUAUAAGUUGA
Messenger RNA from Cottoperca gobio, 2019 nucleotides. Its product is annotated as myocilin-like. The transcript has 3 exons. Bases 92 to 1480 code for a protein of 462 amino acids. The record is from RefSeq and is a predicted model, not a curated record. Lineage: Eukaryota; Metazoa; Chordata; Actinopteri; Perciformes; Bovichtidae. Gene Ontology annotation, biological process: signal transduction; osteoblast differentiation. Gene Ontology annotation, cellular component: Golgi apparatus.